This is a messenger RNA of Coniophora puteana RWD-64-598 SS2, 1758 nucleotides long. RefSeq lists its product as uncharacterized. Lineage: Eukaryota; Fungi; Basidiomycota; Agaricomycetes; Boletales; Coniophoraceae. The transcript has a single exon. Bases 6 to 1661 code for a protein of 551 amino acids. Gene Ontology annotation, molecular function: protein binding. The record is from RefSeq and is a predicted model, not a curated record.
AUAUCAUGGCUAACUGCAUAGUGAACCAUCAAGAGCGACAGCUUCGUUACUCUCAGAUCGAUAUCGAGAUCGCUACUCACGUCGAGGUCAUACGAAAGCUCUACACUCGUCGGAACAUGCUGUCGCCCCUCUGCUCCUUCCCAGCUGAAGUUCUCUCCGAAAUCUUCACGUUCUGUGUUCCACUCUCCGACUUUGUCCGCAUCCGCUCACGUCAGCUCCUCGAUCUCACUCAUGUGUGUAGACGCUGGCGGGAGAUAGCCUUGGAUUUUCCACGUCUCUGGUCUUCAGUCGAUGUGGGAGUCCUGUCGAAGCAACUCGUCUUGGCUAUGCUGGAAAGAGCGCGGGAAUCCCCAAUCAUUUUGGAGGUAUUCGUCGCACCCACAGAUCACUCUCGCGAUUUGGGAUGUGCUGACGAUUUGGAGCUUACGAACGAUUUGGAGCUUUUGAAAACCGUUUUCUCGCGGCUUCAUCAGAUAUGCGAGCUGUCUGUCGAUUUCCCCCCAUCUUAUGCUAGGACUCUUGCGGAAUAUCUUUCAUCAUCUACUCCUAUUCUUCAAGAACUUACUCUUGUCGCAGAGCCACCGGUCCUUGUUCCUCUUUCGCAACCCUUACCAGAUAGCAUGCCUCGAUUAGACGUUUUAACCCUCACAUCAUGUGCAUUCCCUUGGGAUUCUCCUAUAUAUGGAAGAUUGACACAACUUCACCUUGCCUGUCUAUUGGACGACCUAUCCCCUACUCCAGAAGAGUUGUGGAUUACUCUUCAAAGCGCCACUUCCCUUGAGGUACUAACAGUCGAUUGGUGCUUUGGCCAACUAGACGCACAGCCGGCAGCGUGGGACACACCAAAACUCUUGGACCUCCCAAGAAUCAAAUAUAUAAGAAUGGAUGAAGCCUUCCUAUCAUACGUCAACUUCUUUUCACGCGUUCGCAUCCCCCCAUACGCCCAUCUGUCAAUUUCCUCAUUACUUGCCGUCGAGGACACAGAGUUUACACCACCCGAUUUCCCCCCGAUUUCCCCUGAUUUCCUCUCCAUUCACCGCGCUGAGCAAGGGAUAUCUUGCAAUACCCUCCAAAUCAAACUCGACAAAAUCAGCUUCGAGUGCUCUAUUCACGACGGGAGUCUCGACCACGAAUACAAGUGCAACCAUGGCGAUAGUAUCUGGGAUAAGUGCCGCGUAUUCCUGGACCACAAAAUCGCGUACGAGGGGGGCGAGACCAUUCCCAUCAGCCCAUUUCGGUCCCUUUGCUAUAACUCGCCCCUCUUCUCCAUCCAUACAGCUGAACUUAUCGUAACUCAGGACUAUCUUGGGGACAUUCCAUGGUGCGACAUCUUCAUUGCCCUUCCCCGCAUGCAGUGUCUCCGUGCGACUCUCACUAGCACAAUACUCCGCCAAAUGUUCGAGACGCUCAACCCUCGUUCGGGAGCUCUUCAUGUCUCCCAGCUUCGUGAAAUGUCCUUGAAGGGUGGCGGAAAUCCCCGGAAUCCAAAACGUCUGGGCGAAUGCAUUGCGGAUGCUCUCGAGCAACGUUCAUUGGUGGGAACAGUGUUGGAUAAGCUGACAGGGAAGGGGAUUUACUUGCCCGAACCAUACUUUUCGAAGGUGGAGUGCGUGGUCAAGGAUAUUAAAGGGUUCUCAGGGAUUGACUCGUACGCAGUAUGAAGUGGUCAUGUAUAAUGCCAUUAAUGUACCUUUUGGCUCAUGUAGUUAUUUCCAGAGUCAUGUGUCGAUAGUUGAACAAUGAGGCAUUACAAGUGGC